UCGCCCUCUCAAAGUCACUGACGUCACAGCGGAAGUAGUGCUGAACUGAAGCAUGCGCGUGCACAGAGCUCUAAACUGGAUUAUCAGUAUAUAACUUCCAGAAUAUUGUAAUAAAUACACAGUUUAUAGAGAACAGGUGGUGGCGCCAUGGCACCUCCGUUUCUCCCUUCUCUGCUCGGGUCCCUGACUCGGCAGCUGUCUCGGGCUGUGCAGCAUGCGUCUGUCACCUGUAUCCCUGCUGCUGGAGCACAUCGCUGCAUUUCCACCAUCACUGCUGCUGUGGUUCAGGCCAGAGGAAGCUUUCAGGCCCGGCUCAUUCCUUUCCGAGCGCCGUUACUCGGACAGAACCAGCACUUCGUUGCUCUGCAGCCUUCGAUGGGCAUGAAAACCAAAACAGCUCUGAAGAAACGGUGUAAAGACUGCUUUUUUGUACGUCGCCGUGGGCGACUGUAUGUCUUUUGCAAGAGCCACCCGAGGCACAAACAGCGGCAGGGGUGAAUCUGUUCUGAAGCUUUUCGGAUCACUGUUUUUUUCUGUAAUAAUAAAGUUAAGUGUGAGUGAUGAA
Molecule: messenger RNA, 565 nt
Organism: Hemibagrus wyckioides
Lineage: Eukaryota; Metazoa; Chordata; Actinopteri; Siluriformes; Bagridae
Gene: mrpl36
Product: mitochondrial ribosomal protein L36
Exons: 2
Coding region: 148-498 (116 amino acids)
Biological process (GO): translation; ribosome biogenesis
Cellular component (GO): ribosome; mitochondrial large ribosomal subunit
Molecular function (GO): structural constituent of ribosome
Source: RefSeq, a predicted model, not a curated record